Molecule: messenger RNA, 402 nt
Organism: Vitis vinifera (wine grape)
Lineage: Eukaryota; Viridiplantae; Streptophyta; Magnoliopsida; Vitales; Vitaceae
Exons: 1
Coding region: 1-402 (133 amino acids)
Source: RefSeq, a predicted model, not a curated record
AUGGGUUGGUUGUUCGGGGAAAGAAGAGGUCCAGGGUGGAAAGACCAAGCCCUAGCCUCCGUAUCACCACCCCCUAUGCCUUUGCUUGGCAUCUUUAUCAUUGUCUUUCUUCUUUUAUCUCUUUCGUCUUACUUGGACUACAAGGUGCAGGUGCAUAGGACGGUGAUCAGCCUCAGACUAUUUCUCUUCUUGUUGCCCGUCAUCCUCUUCUUAUUAGCGCGGACGAUUUCUGUCCAUGGGAAGUUCGUGAUUCGGCUGCCGAAACUGGGGCACAACUCCAUUCAUCGAGCCGGGAGUUCGCCUUGGGGGGUGGCUGCGUUGGUGGUGGUGUUGUUGAUUUUGGUCUCUUACCAGUCCUCUUUACAGUCCAGGUGGUUUCGACCACUUUGGACAUCAUACUAG